UGCCUGUUCAGUGUCUUGAGGGGGUGGGGGGGGGUCAUUUCUUCACAACAACCGGUUUCUUUUCAACGAGGAUACACUUUUUUAUUUCACAAGUCAUGGCGGACCGCGGUGUGGAUUUGUCCGCCCUACCGAAAGAGGUUCGAGACCAAUUGGCGGAGUUGGAUUUAGAGCUGUCUGAAGGUGACAUCACACAGAAGGGCUAUGAGAAGAAGAGGGCUAAGCUGCUGGCCCCCUACGUCCCACAGACUCCCAAUGUGGAUCUUUCCCUACUGGAUGUCCAGCUCUCCCCAGGCCACAGUGCAGACCCCAGCCCCAGCACGGAGGCCCCGGGCCCUUCCUCCUCCUCGGCCUCCAGACACCACCGGACACACCGCAGUGGAGGUGCACGGGAUGAGCGCUACAGAUCAGAUAUCCACACAGAGGCUGUUCAGGCAGCGCUGGCUAAGCAUAAAGAAGAGAAGAUGGCACUGCCCAUGCCCACCAAGAGGCGUUCUGCCUUCGUCCAGUCUCCUGUGGACAACUACACACCUCCAGACACGUCCUCGGCCUCAGAGGAUGAGGGCUCACUGCGCAGGCAGGCAGCUCUGAGUGCAGUGCUGGCCCAGAGCCUGCAGAGCCCCGAUUACUGGAUCAACCGCUCCGUCCAGAGCUCCUCCACCUCCUCCUCUGCCUCCUCCACUCUCUCCCACGGAGAGCCCAAGACUCAGAUCCAGCCACAGCCCCAACCCCAGCUCACAUCUGCACUAGCUGAUGUACUGGCCCACACACGCAUAGAGAACAGUGUCCCCCCAGAUGUAACGUCUUCCACUCCUCAGGAGAGGGGCUCCAGGGUGGACCUGCCCCCUGCUGUCAGGGGCAUGAGCCGUGGACAAAGCCGCUGUAGCAUGCUGGAUACUGCUGACGGUGUGCCAGUCAACAGCAGGGUUUCCACUAAGAUCCAGCAGCUUCUGAAUACACUCAAGCGGCCCAAAAGACCGCCACUCAGCGAGUUCUUUCUUGACGACGCAGAGGAGAUCGUAGAGGUGCCCCAGCCAGACCCCAAUACUCCCAAGCCGGAAGGACGUCAAAUCAUCCCAGUAAAGGGGGAGCCCCUGGGAGUGGUCAGUAACUGGCCCCCGGCCCUGCAGGCUGCCCUUGCCCGCUGGGGUGCCACCCAGGCCAAAAGCCCUGCCCUCACCGCUUUAGACAUCACUGGCAAACCUCUCUACACACUCACAUAUGGUAAACUAUGGAGCCGCAGUCUGAAGCUGGCCUACACACUGCUGAAUAAACUGGGCACCAAGACUGAACCUGUCCUGAAACCUGGAGAUCGGGUAGCGCUGGUCUACCCUAACAGUGACCCAGGCAUGUUCUGGGUCGCGUUCUAUGGCUGCCUGUUGGCUGAGGUCAUCCCCGUGCCCAUCGAGGUGCCAUUAUCACGACAGGACGCAGGAAGCCAACAAAUUGGCUUUCUAUUGGGUAGCUGUGGAGUGAGCCUAGCACUAACCAGUGAAGUGUGUCUUAAGGGACUGCCCAAGACGCCAAAUGGAGAGAUCAUGCAGUUCAAAGGUUGGCCUCGGAUGAAGUGGGUGGUGACCGACACCAAGUACCUGACCAAACCCUCCAAAGACUGGCAACCCCAUAUCCCCACUGCCAAUACUGACACUGCCUACAUAGAGUACAAGGCCAGCAAGGAGGGGACGGUGAUGGGUGUUGCUGUGUCCAAGAUUUCCAUGCUGACCCACUGUCAAGCCCUGUCGCAGGCCUGUAACUACUGUGAAGGGGAAACGCUGGUGAACGUGUUGGACUGCAAAAAAGAUAUGGGUUUGUGGCAUGGGGUUUUAACGAGUGUCAUGAACAGAAUCCACACCAUCACAGUGCCCUACGCCGUCAUGAAAGCCUGUCCGAUGUCCUGGGUACAGAGAGUCUACAUUCACAAAGCACGCGUUGCCUUGGUGAAGUGCCGUGACCUUCACUGGGCCAUGAUGGCUCACAGGGACCAGAGGGACACCAACCUCUCCUCCAUACGUAUGCUGAUUGUGGCUGAUGGAGCCAACCCCUGGUCUGUGUCGUCGUGUGACGCCUUCCUGAACGUGUUCCAGUCUCAUGGUCUGAAGCCUGAGGUCAUCUGUCCAUGUGCCUCCUCUCCUGAGGCCCUCACUGUGGCCAUUCGCAGGCCUGGUGCACGAGGCGCGCCUCUACCAGCCAGGGCCAUCCUGUCAAUGGGGGGCUUAAGCCAUGGGGUGAUCAGGGUAAACACAGAAGACAAGAAUUCUGCCCUGACUGUACAGGAUGUGGGACACGUCAUGCCAGGAGCGUUGAUGUGUAUUGUGAAACCGGACGGGCCUCCCCAGCUGUGUAAGACAGAUGAGAUAGGGGAGAUUGUGAUAAACUCUCGGGCUGGAGGCACCAUGUACUACGGCCUGCCUGGGGUCACCAAAAACACCUUUGAGGUGAUCCCUGUGAAUCAGGCUGGAGCACCUAUAGGAGAGAUCGCCUUUACACGCACUGGUCUGCUGGGCUUUGUGGGACCGGGCAGCCUGGUUUUUGUUGUAGGGAAGAAUGAAGGACUGCUGAUGGUUAGUGGGCGACGGCACAACGCUGAUGAUCUUGUGGCCACCGCACUGGCAGUGGAGCCGGUCAAAACAGUUUACAGGGGGAGGAUCGCUGUGUUCUCAGUGACUGUGUUCUAUGAUGAGAGGAUUGUGAUAGUGGCUGAGCAGAGGCCUGACGCCAGUGAGGAAGACAGCUUCCAGUGGAUGAGUCGAGUGCUACAGGCCAUUGACAGUAUUCACCAAGUGGGCCUGUACUGCCUGGCACUUGUCCCAGCCAACACUCUUCCAAAGACCCCCCUUGGGGGAAUCCACAUCUGUGAGACCAAGCAGAGCUUCCUGGAAGGCAACCUUCACCCAUGCAACAUCCUCAUGUGCCCUCAUACCUGCGUCACCAAUCUUCCCAAGCCACGGCAGAAACAACCAGUGGGUGUAGGUCCAGCUUCCAUUAUGGUCGGCAACCUGGUUGCAGGAAAGAGGAUCGCCCAGGCUGCAGGCAGAGAGUUGGGCAUGGUUGAGGACCAGGACCUUAUUAGAAAGCAUCAGUUCUUGUCUGAAGCCCUGCAGUGGAGAGCCCAAACAGACCCAGACCAUGUUCUUUAUGUACUGCUUAAUGCCAAGGGGGCAGCAGUGUGCACAGCCACGUGUGUUCAGCUUCACAAGAGAGCUGAGAAGAUCACUGCUGCUCUGAUGGAGAGGGGAAGUCUCAACACGGGAGACAAUGUGGUGCUGCUCUAUCCCCCAGGCAUUGACCUGAUAGCUGCCUUCUACGGCUGUCUAUAUGCGGGGGUCAUCCCAGUGACAGUGAGGCCACCCCAUCCUCAGAACCUGGCUGCUACCCUGCCCACCGUUCGCAUGAUCAUCGAUGUGAGCAAAGCAGCCUGCAUCCUCACCACUCAGCCUCUCAUGAGGAUCCUCAGGUCCAGGGAGGCUGCAGCCAGCGUCAACGUCAAGACGUGGCCCACUAUCAUAGAUACAGAUGAUCUCCCCAGGAAGAGACCACCACAGAUCUACAAGCCCCCUACAGCUGAGAUGCUGGCCUACCUGGACUUCAGUGUGUCUACCACUGGCAUGCUGACUGGAGUCAAGAUGUCCCAUGCGGCUGUCAGUACUCUGUGUCGCUCCAUUAAGCUGCAGUGUGAGCUCUACUCUUCUCGCCAAAUAGCCAUCUGCCUGGACCCGUACUGUGGCCUAGGAUUUGUACUGUGGUGCCUCUCUAGUGUCUACUCAGGUCACCAGUCCAUCCUUAUCCCUCCUCUGGAGCUGGAGUGCUCCCUCCCUCUGUGGCUGAGCACACUCAGCCAGUACAAGAUCAGAGAUACUUUCUGCUCCUACUCAGUCAUGGAGCUCUGCACCAAGGGCCUGGGCACCCAGACAGAAAUGCUCAAGGCACGUGGUCUCAAUCUGUCAUGUGUGCGGAGCUGUGUAGUAAUAGCAGAAGAACGACCACGCCUGGCUCUCACCCAGUCCUUCUCCAAGCUGUUCAAAGAUCUGGGUCUGUCACCCCGAGCUGUCAGCACCGCCUUUGGCUCCAGGGUUAACCUGGCCAUCUGCCUGCAGGGCACUGCUGGACCAGACCCCUCUACUGUCUUUGUGGACAUGAAGUCUCUACGCCAUGACAGGGUGAGGCUGGUGGAACGAGGGGCACCACAGAGUCUUCCACUCAUGGAGUCAGGCACUAUCUUACCAGGAGUGAGGGUGAUCAUAGUCAACCCAGAGACCAGAGGCCCUCUAGGGGAUUCCCAUCUUGGGGAGAUCUGGGUGAACAGCCCCCACAGUGCCAGUGGCUACUACACCAUCUAUGGAGAGGAGAACCUGCAAGCAGACCACUUCAACACCAGGCUCAGCUUUGGCGAGCCACACACCCUGUGGGCCAGGACUGGCUACCUGGGCUUUGUCAAAAGAACCGAGCUUCUGGAUGCCAGUGGAGAUCGUCACGAUGCACUAUUUGUAGUGGGCUCCCUGGAUGAGACGCUAGAGCUUAGAGGGUUGCGUUACCACCCCAUUGAUAUUGAGACCUCUGUUUCUCGAGCCCACCGAAGCAUCGCAGAGAGUGCUGUGUUUACAUGGACCAACCUGUUGGUAGUGGUGGCUGAGCUGAGUGGGUCGGAGCAAGAGGCCUUAGACCUGGUGCCUCUUGUGACCAAUGUGGUUCUGGAGGAGCAUCACCUCAUAGUGGGGGUCGUGGUCAUCGUGGACCCCGGGGUUAUCCCCAUCAACUCCCGAGGGGAGAAGCAGAGGAUGCACUUGCGAGACUCCUUCCUGGCUGACCAACUGGAUCCAAUCUAUGUGGCCUACAACAUGUGAACACGCUUCCCAAACUCGUGGAAAAAAUAAUAAAACAGAGACAGGCUCUGAGAGUCGACACGAAGGAGAACGUUUGGCAGUUGCAUACAGGUGCAACCCUAGUGUCUGCCCUCAGACACACACACACACACACACACACACACACACACACACACACACACACACACACACACACACACAUACAGAUCUGGGGGAGUGAGAAUGCAGGGAAAGCACCAUAGAUGGUUGAGUGUUCCCCUCUCAGCAACUGUGCAGUCCCUCCCCUUCUUGAGUCUGCAUCCUUCCAUCCAGGUCCACUGAGGUUGCCUCCGGGGUGGAAAAUGUUUCUUCUCUCCUCUUGACAAGACACACAUUUCUCAAGCGGAAGAAGUUAGCCUCAUCCUCUCUAUGGUCCUGCGUUUCCCUCAAGAUUCCACCUAGUGAUUGCUUUUUUUCUUUUCUUUUUUUUUUUUUUACCCUUUUUGAAUCAGAAGUUUUUGAUUUUAAAAAUGCUUUCAUUAGAGAGACAUCUUUUGUUUCCCUCCUUCCAUUCCUUGGUUUUCAGCCUAGCUUGUACCCCUGCGUUCCUGUCUCCCUGGUUGUUCCCAGCUAUUCUAAGAUGGCAGAAUGGCUCCCUGGAACCACUGAGGUGCUGGAAGCUUCCCUAUGCACUUUAAGUCCUUGCACCUCGAAAUUCAUUUUCCUGUCCUGCCCACCUUAAUGGAAACACCUCCCACUUCCUCUGUUGCUGCUCCCCAAGAGCAAAUCCACAUCAGUAUUACAGUGCCACCAGCAUGAGCAGUUCACUUGGGCCAAGCCUGCGCCUUAGUAGCAGUACUGUCAUGUUACAUUCAUAUGGAGUGCAGUGUGGUUUUCACUUCCCAUCACAAUCUAGAUAUGUUACAGGCAUACACGGUUGGAAAAUAUCAUACAGCACAAGGGAUUUGUUGAUAUGAAAAAGUCGGAGUAGUUCCAUAAGCAUACAGCCUGCAGAAAGAUGAAGUGUUCCUUUGAUUGGAUAGAAGCUCAAGUCUUUGAUAAACUGUAUUAGGAGUUGGUCCACUUAGUCCAUAUAGUUUAUAUGAUGGUGAUAGUACUAAUAAAACUUUUACAGAUUCCUAACCGCACCAAUUUAAGAGGAUGAGUUGAAGUUAUGCCUACUUCUGUUAAGGGUAUGCAUGCUGAUUGACUGUAAUAUGUGUCUGCACAUGGACCUGUUUAUUUACUGUACCAUUACCUACAGUAACACAUUUUAACAAGCCACAGAGUCGCAGAGUGAUUGUCGGAAAUCGCCUCGGCCAAUUUCAGACAGGACUGGCAGAGUGUCACUGGAUUACUCACUGUCUCCUGGCUUUAAACUGAAAAUCCUGUGAACUCAUAACAUGUACCUAUUUGUCUACUUUCUCAUGUCAUUACUGUCAGGAUUGAUUGGGCAAAUGUGGAUUAUCAGAAGGCAAGUCUGUGCCUUCAAAUUGCACCAUCAUGAAGCAUGACAUCUAUGAUCAUGGAUUAGUGAGUUUCAAAAAUGUAGAUAACAAGAACAAAACCUUGCCUUAUUAAACCUGUGGAACUUCAAGACUUGUUUUGUCAAAGGCUUCAUUUAUGGCAGCACCAUAAUUAAAGAAAAAUGAUUUAAAUUGAGAUGGAUUCAAAGGCCAAUGUAUCAUUCAAAACGCAGUUUUUUUUUGGGUGGGCUACAACUGACUGGUUUUUUUUUUCAUCAUUGGCAUUAGAAUCCAUUUUUUUGUGAAUGUCUAUAACACUGAAAAAGUCCUUCAGUAGAUAUGAACAGCAAUCAAGUCAACUGUAGUGAAAGGCCCUUGUGUUUAAUAAUGGUAGGGGUCCGCCUUUUAAUAGAAAAGGGAUGCAAGGGCAAGGAUGUUGUCUAUAUAUUGUAUUUUAGAGGUAAAAUACUGUAAUACUGGUUUUAAUGUGUACAUUGAAAAUAAUCCUUGUCGAUAAAACUUGACUGAUCAUUCAUACUUGACAGCAUUUUUCUGCAUCUUUAGUUCGGUAGUAUCACGUUGCAACAAAAACAAAUGUUUCAAAUUAUUUUGGCAGGUAGUAACAUUGUGCACUUUCCUAAACGUCAUUUUACAUGUGUGAGUGUGUCUGCCUGGGAGUGUGAGUGUGUUUGUCCACUUUAGCAGUGCUAUUCAGGUUUUAUGGCACAACUUUUUUUCUUUUUCUAAAUUACCCCAGACUAUUGAAUUUUUUUUUUUUAAUUCCAAACGCAGGCUUCUUUGUCAUCUGCAUUUUUUAUGUCGCCCCCACUGUAUUUGAAUUCUUUCCAGUUUGGAACUUAUUAAUAUAU
Messenger RNA from Lampris incognitus (smalleye Pacific opah), 7131 nucleotides. It is a transcript of the gene dip2ba, whose product is annotated as disco-interacting protein 2 homolog Ba. Bases 96 to 4838 code for a protein of 1580 amino acids. The transcript is spliced from 38 exons. Lineage: Eukaryota; Metazoa; Chordata; Actinopteri; Lampriformes; Lampridae. The record is from RefSeq and is a predicted model, not a curated record.